Messenger RNA from Saccoglossus kowalevskii, 1372 nucleotides. Its product is annotated as GDP-fucose protein O-fucosyltransferase 3-like. Gene Ontology annotation, molecular function: alpha-(1->3)-fucosyltransferase activity. The record is from RefSeq and is a predicted model, not a curated record. NCBI's taxonomy places the organism in Eukaryota, Metazoa, Hemichordata, Enteropneusta, Harrimaniidae. Gene Ontology annotation, cellular component: Golgi membrane.
UGUGUUGUAGAUUAUAGGAUUAAUUACAUCUGAUGACCUUCAACCUGGUGGACACUUGAAUGGCAUGGAGUAUGAAUUUUGGAUUGAAGAUGUAGAUUAUGGUGGCCAAUUAAUUAGACAGAACUUCGAUAAACAUGAUAAUUUAGGUAUAGAUGCAUCCAAAGUCAAUGUACAGUUUCCUAUUUUAUUAUGGUGGACAGGAUUUACUGGAGAAAGAGGAAGGGUUAAAACAUGUGGUCUGGAUAAAUGUUUCUUCACAGUUGAUCGACAUUAUUCUGAGCAUCCAAAAACAAAAGUGUUUAUGUUCUAUGGUACCGACUUUAAAUCAAAUGAUCUACCAUUACCACGGCAACCACACCAUGAAUGGGCUCUUCUACAUGAAGAAUCACCUAAGAAUAAUUAUAAAUUGACACAGCCGGAAUGUCUGAGUCUUUUUAAUCAUACUUCAACUUUUAAAAGAGAAUCAGAUUUUCCGAUCACAACACAAUAUCUUAGAGAUUUAUCUGACCUCACAAGUACUGAGUAUAUGGUCAAAACAAGUGAGAAAAGUAAGAAUGGAUUGGCACCUGUUGUCUAUGUACAGUCUGAUUGUGAUCCACCAUCUGAUCGAGAUAGUUACGUUAAGGAAUUGAUGAAGUACAUCAAGAUAGAUUCAUAUGGGAAAUGUCUUCAUAAUAAAAAUCUCCCAGAAGAACUUGUUGACCCCUUGACGAUGGACAAUCAACAAUUUUAUGCAAUCCUUGCUAAAUAUAAAUUUCAUAUUUCUUUUGAAAAUGCUAUUUGCAAUGAUUAUAUUACUGAAAAAUUGUGGAGAAGUUUCAAGAUUGGAACAGUGCCAAUAUACAGAGGGUCUCCAAAUAUCAAAGACUGGCUGCCGAGUAAGACAUCUGCUUUAGUUGCGGAUGACUAUUCAAGUCCACGCGAACUUGCAAAGUACAUCGAUUACCUUAACGAAAAUGAUUCAGAAUAUGAUAAGUAUUUAGAAUAUAAAAAAACUGGUAUUACCAACUCAAACUUAUUAUCAGUGAUGAAAAAACGAAAUUGGGGUGUAAACGACUAUACAAAGAUGAACUUCAUUGAUGCCUUUGAAUGUUUUGUUUGUAAUCAAGUUCAUAGGAACAAUGAGGCCUCCUUAAAAGGGGUUGAAAAGCAAAUCUCCAUUAGUAAGGCAGACCACUAUGAUUGCCCCAGACCUCGUUAUUUCAAUGAUGGUUAUACAAACAGAUAUAUUGAUAUGUAUCAACAUAUAUAUGACCAAGGAAGAUAUGAAGCAAUGGCCUUAAAUUAUUUCAUACAGGCCAGGAUGAACUUCACUAAAUCGGAACUUCGCGAAUAUGCGUUACAGCUCAGAAGGAAUGAAAAGAAACUUUGA